AUGGAAAUAACAAGUAAAUAUGACUGCAAGUUACCUGAUGGGAUCAGUUUGAUCGAUUAUGUCUUUGAAUAUUUCGAUAAGUAUGCUGAUAGAGAAGCUGUGGAACUAGCUAUGAAUAAGAUUAAUAGACGGACUAAUGAUAUAAUGGCUAAAUCUAGUACUAAAAAUUUCAGAAGGUUUAGUAUGGUCGAUGCUGCCAGUGGCCGAUGCUAUACUUAUGCACAAAUUCGAGGAUUAGCUCGUAAAUUUGCUUCUGCUUUAACUCGCCGUGGUCUACAGAAGGGCGAUACUGUUGCCGUCUACUCACCUAAUAUUCCUGAAUAUCCAAUCGUCUUCUUUGGUAUUAUAAUAGCUGGUGGUACUAUUACUACUUGCAAUCCGUUAUACACUCCUAAAGAGUUAUCUCAUCAAUUGCAUCUUGCUGAAGCAAAGCACAUUUUUACUGUUAAUCUGUUUGCUGAAAAAGCCAAGGAGGCAGCAUUUCUAAGCAAAAUUUCUAACAUUUACGUCCUUGGAAGUCCAACUGGUGACGGUAUAACAUCUUUUCAAGAAUUACUAGCUGACGAUGGUAGCUAUCUGAAAGAAGUUAAGUUCGACGUUCGUGAAGAUGUCGCUGUAUUACCAUUUUCGAGUGGUGUAAUGCUAACCCAUUACAAUAUUGUCAGCAAUCUUAGUCAAGCAACAGUUAAAGGAUUCUUUUACGUUAAUGAAGACGAUGUUAUGCUAGCUUUACUACCAUGGUUUCAUAUAUAUGGUAUGGUAACUAUUCUCUUUGCUGGAUUACGCUCUGGUACUAAAAUAGUUUCCAUGGCAAGAUUCGAACCAAAAAUCUUUCUUGAGACUAUUCAGAACUAUAAGAUAACUGUGGCUCCUAUAGUGCCCCCAAUCGCUGUAUUUCUGUCGAAACAUCCACUAGUAAAUAGUUUUGAUAUUUCUAGCUUAAAAGAUGUUAUAAGUGCUGCUGCACCUUUGGGUAAAGAUACUCAAUAUGCUCUAACAGCACGAUUAGGAGUAAAUGUUCGCCAAGGUUAUGGCAUGACUGAGCUAAGCCCGGUUGUUAGUAUAUCUAUACUUGGAAAUAGUAUGGCUGGCUCAGCUGGAGUAUUGGUUCCACAUACCAAGGCUAAAACAGUAGAUAUUGAGACUGGUAAGGCCUUACCUUGUGGAAAAUCAGGAGAAUUGUGCUUCAAGGGACCUCAGGUCAUGAAAGGUUAUUUGAAGAAUAAAGCAGCGACAGAUAGAACUAUCGAUACUGAUGGAUGGCUUCACACUGGAGAUAUUGGCUAUUUUGAUAAAGAAGGAGACUUUUUCAUCGUAGAUCGCCUAAAAGAGCUAAUUAAAUAUAAAGGAUUUCAGGUUCCGCCUGCUGAAUUAGAAGAGCUACUUUUGACUCAUCCUAAAAUUGCUGAUGUUGCAGUUAUUGGUAUUCCCGAUAUUGAUGCUGGUGAAUUACCAAAAGCUUUUGUGGUAAAGCGAGCAAAUGAUGUUACCGAGGAGGAAGUUAUUGCUUUUGUAGCAUCAGAAGUCAGUCCUCACAAAAAACUGCGCGGAGGGGUAGAAUUUAUCGAAAGUAUUCCGAAAUCAGCUAGUGGUAAAAUUCUUCGAAGGCAGUUGAAAGCUCAAGAGAUUGAAAAAUACAAGAAGGUCAAUUCAACUCGAUUUUAA
Trichoplax adhaerens is the source of this 1665-nucleotide messenger RNA. RefSeq lists its product as uncharacterized. The transcript is spliced from 9 exons. Gene Ontology annotation, molecular function: CoA-ligase activity. Bases 1 to 1665 code for a protein of 554 amino acids. The record is from RefSeq and is a predicted model, not a curated record. Lineage: Eukaryota; Metazoa; Placozoa; Uniplacotomia; Trichoplacea; Trichoplacidae.